Lindgomyces ingoldianus is the source of this 1006-nucleotide messenger RNA. RefSeq lists its product as uncharacterized. NCBI's taxonomy places the organism in Eukaryota, Fungi, Ascomycota, Dothideomycetes, Pleosporales, Lindgomycetaceae. The record is from RefSeq and is a predicted model, not a curated record. The coding region runs from base 199 to 924 and encodes 241 amino acids. The transcript has a single exon.
GUUGAGGUUGAUAAUCGUGCGAUAGAGACCGAUUACCCUAAGGGUGGUAGUUCUGGAGGGCUUACGGGUAAUGGCGCUGGUCGGCUUCACGGGUCGGUCUUGGGAGACAGAACUCCAACUGACUGGUCUCUAUUUGACUCUGAAAGACAUGUACAUGCCGAGGGCCCCGAGGACCUAGAUUUUACCAACGACGAAGGCAUGGCUCCUAGAGAAGAUAUUGUUUUUGAACUAUCUGAGGAUGAAGUUGAAAGUGUUGAUGAAAUUGAAAGCGUGGAUGAUGAAAGCGACUGGGAAGACGAAGAUAGCAACAAAUCGGUAAACUCAACCAGAACUGCUGGAGACAUUGAAGGGGUUGUGCAAGGAGAAGGAAGGGAUAUCAUCAUAACACAGCCCGCAAUCGACGAUGUUGCUGAAGAUUUUUUCCCCAACGAAGACGACAAGGACGGAGAUCACCUAGAUGCGCAUGAGCUUGGAUAUAUUCACGCAUCAUCUGGAACCAGAAGAUGGAAGCGUAAAGGAAUUGUCCACGAGAUUGAUUGGGCACUUAUCAAAAUAAAAUCAGACCGCUUGCAGCCAUACAAUGUCGUUCUAGGUGGCAAGCGAUAUUGCAAGAACCCGGAAUCAUAUUUGCGCCUACGACCCCAGCUCGAGGAACCAGUUUUUCGGCGGCUCUAUACCCAAGAGGAGGAUGAAUAUCCAACAGAAGUGGCCGACAGUGAAGGCCUCGGAAGUCGCAAAAUUCACUGGACAGAUCGUAAUUCAGGUCUUCAGGGUGGCAUGAUCGAAGCAACUAUGAGAUCGGUCAAAUUCUACGGGCGCAGGUCAUUCUCGAAAUCGUGGGCUGUUGCAGGAGCUGGUGAGCUUUCUAUGACUCCAAAGGAUUACCCUGUCUACAAUCUAACAUAUGGGAAGCUGCACAAGUGAAUUCUGGUACUUGGAUCAUUGAUGACGAAAGCCGGGUAUGCGGGAUCGUGAUUGCGAGGAGCGAGCGGUAUCGUGUUUUCUA